Messenger RNA from Angiostrongylus costaricensis, 1575 nucleotides. NCBI's taxonomy places the organism in Eukaryota, Metazoa, Nematoda, Chromadorea, Rhabditida, Metastrongylidae. The record is from the annotation of a GenBank genome assembly.
UGUUUUCUCCUGAAUCUGAGUGCGUCCCAGUUGAAGCAUACGGGUAUGGAAAAAGCUCCGCUGAAAGAAGUUCCUGAGCGAAUUGUUGACACGGAACAUGGGGUUACCUAUAUACGUGGUAAGUUUCUGGGCAAAGGAGGAUUCGCGAGGUGUUACGAGCUGACUAAUUCCGCUACGAAUGAGGUGUUUGCUGGGAAGAUUGUCUCGAAGACGUUGCUCGUCAAACAGUACCAACGCGAAAAAAUGACGCAGGAAGUGCAUAUUCAUCGUAGUUUGAGUCAUCCUCAUGUGGUGCAGCUCUACAACUUUUUCGAAGACAACGACAACGUGUAUAUCACUUUGGAACUUUGUGCUCGGCGUUCAUUGAUGGAACUACACAAGAGAAGAAGAUCAGUGACUGAACCGGAGGCGCGUUACUUUACUCAUCAGGUCUGCUUGGCUGUUGAGUAUUUGCACGAAAAGAAUGUGAUCCACCGCGAUUUGAAACUCGGGAACUUAUUCCUCAAUGGGGACCUACAGGUCAAAAUUGGUGAUUUUGGCCUUGCAACUACUGUUGAUAUGGAUGGAGAACGCAAGAAAACAUUGUGUGGAACCCCAAACUACAUUGCUCCCGAAGUCCUUGACAAGAAGGGUCAUUCCUUUGAAGUCGACAUUUGGGCUAUUGGAUGCAUUUUGUAUACGCUUCUUUUUGGUCGUCCGCCAUUUGAAACGAAGUCAUUGAAGGAGACCUAUAGCCGUAUCAAAAUGAAUCAGUAUCGACUUCCUUCUACUGCCGGCCAAACUGUUACUCAUCUCAUCCAGAACCUGCUAGCUCCCGACCCAGCAAAAAGACCUACUGUGAAACAGGUGCUAGCACAUGAUUUCUUCCGUUCUGGCUUCAUGCCUACUCGCCUUCCGAUUUCCUGCCUUACAAUGGCGCCAAAGUUCAAUAGGCAUAGUGUCGGUAUUGCAAAAGUACCAGAAGAUGGAUUUUUGUCCGAGUUAUACGAGCAGAUUUCUUCACUUUGUAAUGCUCGUGUACCCGACGUGGAAGAUGAGGCACCGGAGGCCAUGCCUAUCUUCUGGAUUAGCAAAUGGGUGGACUACUCCGAUAAAUAUGGGAUUGGUUACCAACUUUGUGAUAACUCGGUAGGAGUACUCUUCAACGAUAGUUCGAAGUUAGUGUUGGAUGAGGCUGGCAGUGAAUUAACGUAUAUAGAAAAAAAUGAAACCGAGAAUUACUAUGGCAUAGAGUCUUACCCGGAUUUCCUUUCAAAGAAAGUAACUCUGUUGAAGUACUUCCGAUCUUAUAUGAAUGAGCAUCUUAUAAAAGCUGGAGCAAACGUGGCUAAAAAGGAUGGAGAUGACUUAGCGCGUCUUCCUGUAUUACGUUAUUGGUUCCGUACACGAUCUGCAAUUGUAUUGCAUCUUUCAAAUGGAACCCUACAAAUAAACUUCUUCGAAGACCAUACGAAGACGAUUGUAUGCCCUUUAAUGGGAGCUGUUACAUACAUUGAUGAACAGCGAAAUUUUCGCGUUUAUAAAUUGUCUCAUUUAGAAAGUCAUGGAUGUACAAAGGUAACGAAUUUUCUUUAA